Diachasma alloeum is the source of this 562-nucleotide messenger RNA. RefSeq lists its product as uncharacterized. The annotation marks the transcript as partial. The record is from RefSeq and is a predicted model, not a curated record. The transcript is spliced from 5 exons. NCBI's taxonomy places the organism in Eukaryota, Metazoa, Arthropoda, Insecta, Hymenoptera, Braconidae.
AAAAAAAUGGCUGCUUUCUAAUGUGGGCUAUUGCAACGAGCCAAAACAGUUCUCCGGAGUGUUAUAUCUUGCAAAAAUUCAAAGUUUGUGGGGAUUAUUCGAUCAAAAUGCUGGCAACGAAUGAUUUUUCAUGUAAAAUCCAACGGAAGUAGGACGUGUAUCUCGUCGCCCACAGUGUCCAAGCUGGCCGCCGUGGAGGAUGUGGGUCCGAACAGGACCGAUACACCAAUUCACCCAUCAACAGCCUCCCUGAGACUUUCCUCUACGACGCGGGCGACCUUACAGGCAUUGAGAAGCCCGCGUAAUAAGUUAAUUACCUCCGUUAGUACCCGUGACGCCGAAACCAUCACAGAGGUGUGCAGCGGAGAAGAGCUUCCAGAAGUGGAGAUAAUAAGUCUACUUGAGGAACAAAUACCCCGAUAUCGUCUUCGUGCUGAUACGCUCACACAGUUUCAAGGAUACGAAAACGCUGAUUGGUUCAUUCCAACACCUGCACUCAGACCAGAGGAGGCGGACGUCAAAUUAUCACCAGAUCAAAUUCGAGAGACGCUCAACUAUUUUA